Molecule: messenger RNA, 2333 nt
Organism: Ostrea edulis (European flat oyster)
Lineage: Eukaryota; Metazoa; Mollusca; Bivalvia; Ostreida; Ostreidae
Product: ELMO domain-containing protein 2-like
Exons: 8
Coding region: 6-1031 (341 amino acids)
Molecular function (GO): GTPase activator activity
Source: RefSeq, a predicted model, not a curated record
GACCUAUGAUUGGAUGUAUCUUGGUUACCCCUUUUAAUUCAUUUCCGGUAUUUACCCAUGUUUUCUUGAUCUGUAUAGGAUUUCAGUUACUCCCAAGUUGCAAGCUUAUCUCAGUGAUACAAAUGUUGAGUGAUUGGUUUCAAAAUGCAUGGACAACCCUAUUUUUCUUCAUAAUUCGUCCGAUGUGGAAGUGGAUACUCCAUAGAGUGACAGGAAAAUGUGAACUUCUACGUGUCACAUACGAAGAAAGACAGGGGGCUAAAAGGACUCUAAGGAUUGAGAGAAGUCUGAAGUUGUCAAAUGUUUCAUAUCUACAUCAACUUAGUAUAGAAGAGGAUGUAGAUAUCUUGGGAGCAGCAGAAGAGGUGAUGAAACUGAAGCAGAUUAUUCCAGAAGUUCACAUGAAAUUUAGAAGAGAUUUCCAAGACUGCAUGUGCCAAAUAUGUGGAUAUAAAAGACUAAAAAGAGAAAUAGAAGUGAUGAGGAAAACACCAUACUCACAAGAAAAUUCAGAACAUGAAGAAAAAUUAAUGCAGUUAUGGGAGAUCCUAAUGCCAGAUCAAAAGUUGGAUGCCAGAAAAUCCAAGCAGUGGUCAAUCAUAGGAUUCCAAGGAGAGGAUCCAUUGACAGAUUUUAGGGGCAUGGGUAUUCUAGGAUUGAACCAGUUGUUAUACUUUGCCUUACAAUAUUCUGAUCAGUGUAAGCACCUUCUAUCUCGAUCUCAUCAUCCCAAAUAUGGAUAUUCUUUUGCCAUCGUGGGUAUCAAUUUGACCAACCUGAUUUACAGUGGUUUAGUAGAAGGAUCCCUACGCACUCAUUUCUACAAUAUGGCAGAGAAAGCACCAAGAAUUCAAGAUUUUCAUGAAGUCUAUUGUCAUGUGUUUUGGGAAUUUGAUAAGUUCUGGUUUGAAGAAGAACCAGAAGACAUCAUGCAGUUUGGUCCGCUGAGAGACAAAUUCAACAGAAAAUUGUUACAUAAACUAUCCAAAAGUCAGACAAUUUUACACUCUGAUUUUCAGAGGAAAAAAUAAUUUGUUUUUAAACAUGCAGAUAUCAUAAAAUAGGGUGUCUGUCAACCACUUGAUGUAUACUUUAAAACAGUAUGUUAACUUGAAACAUGUACUGUGUUAACUGGUUUAAGGAUGACAGACCCAAUUCGAAAUUUUACGCUUCAGCGCAUAAAGCUGCGCACAUCACUAUUUACAUUCUCCGUGCAUUGUGACGUCACAUGCAAUACACAAGUUCCCAAUCUCUACCCAGAGUUAUCAUUCCUUACACUCACUUACACCUCUGUCAACUUCUCAAGGGUUUUACAAGAUUUUUGUAAAAUGGCACAUAUGCUCAAAUAAAGUAUGGUUUUGACCUCAGUUACAAAAUUAUACGUAAAUAAAUAAAUAUUGAGCAGAUGUCAAGUCUUUUUGUGACACAAGAAGCAUCGAUUUGGGUUGAAACAUGGAUAUUGGGUAGUUCUAUUGCACCAGGCCUAUACAUAGGUACAUGAAGAAUACAUGUAUAUAGUAAUGGAAAAAAAUCUACAAAUAGUUGCUUGUCCUACAUUUUCCCGAUAUUUUAUAAAAUAGUUCUUAGUUUUAUUAGCCAUAAAAAAGUGGAUUUACAUGUGGAAUAGCAUUGCUUAUUUUGAGACGUUUUAACACAGUGUUAAAACAGAGGUGUAAGUGAGAGCAAGGUACAACAACUCUGGGUAGAUAUUGUCAAGUUCCGAGAUAUCAGCUCUUCUGUGAUGGAGGUACAUUCAGUAUUCUGUUGAACGCUUGGGUGGGUACAAGAUGUAGACUAUAUACAUAUAUCAUAGACUAGUUAUGUGAAUAAGAAUAAAAGUUAUGAGAGCGUAAAUUGUUUAUGUCAGCCGUUGGUAUACAUUAAACUGACCAUAUGAAGAAUAAUAUUUGUUUGAAUUAGGCCAUUAGAUUAAAUAUGAAUCUAUUUUUUAUUUUCUCUUCUGCACGAGUGAUACUUUAAUCCAAGAAAGAUAGUGAUUAUCGAUUUUUAGUCCCUUACCGACGAAGUCGAAGGGGACUUUAGGUUUGUGCUCUGUCCAUCAGUCCAGUUUUCCACACUUUUUUUCUCUGUUCUUGCAUAUAUUUAUUUGAUAUUUGGUACGUUGCUUUACCAUAACAAGUUACAGGUCAAGUUCGAAUUUCAUCUCAAUCCAUUGAUUUUUCACUUAGUUAUGGCCCUUGCACUUAGAAAAAUAGCAUGAAUUAUCAGUUUUCCAGACUUUUUUUUUUAUGUGCUUGCAGAUAUUCAUUUGAUAUUAGGUACAUUGCUUUGCCAUAACACAUUACAGAUCAAGAUUAAAUUUUGUCUCGGUC